Molecule: messenger RNA, 1457 nt
Organism: Lingula anatina
Lineage: Eukaryota; Metazoa; Brachiopoda; Lingulata; Lingulida; Lingulidae
Product: battenin
Biological process (GO): lysosome organization; regulation of intracellular pH
Cellular component (GO): lysosome; membrane
Source: RefSeq, a predicted model, not a curated record
AUGAACUUUAUUGAUUCAGACUCAGAAGAAAACCCUCCUCGACUCCCACCAUCAAAAUGGACAUUGAGAAGGAACCUGGUGGGCUUUUGGCUAUUUGGCCUGUGCAAUAACUAUCCGUACGUGAUUAUGUUGAGUGCUGCGAUGACCAUUCUUCACGACAAUGGGCUGCCAUCUGGGGAUGUUCAGACUAACACAAGUUCCAAUAGUUCAAGACACCUGCACUGUAAUCCAAUAGGGACAGGGGCAGUGCUGCUGGCUGAUAUCCUCCCAGUGAUUAUCAUCAAAGCCACAGCUCCUUUCUUCAUACAUAGAGUACAGUACAAUGUCAGAGUGGCAUUGGUAAUCUUGUUUGGUGCUGCCAGUUUUCUCACAGUUGCAUUUUCUCUUGAAGUAUGGCUAUCUCUUCUGGGUGUGGUGUUUGCCAGUGUCAGCGGUGGGUUGGGAGAACUGACUUUCCUGCAGCUGACGACUUUCUAUGAUGUGCACACAGUGUCAGCGUUUGCCUCAGGGACUGGAGGGGCAGGGUUAUUCGGAGCCCUCUCUUACGCGGGACUGAGAACUGCCAAGGUGUCGCCCAGGAAUUCUAUACUCAUUAUGCUUGUUAUACCUGUUGCCAUGGCAAUAGCUUUUUAUAUCAUUUUGGUCAAGCCCCCUCAGCUUGGAGGACAUUGUUUUGGUGGUAGAGAGUAUAGUCUUCUAGCCCCAGGUCAGGAGAGCAGUAGUUAUCAGGAAUCUGGGAAAACUGGUGCUGCUAUGUCAAGGUACACAUUUAAGGAAAAGCUUUUUCUUAUAAAGCCCCUGCUCAAGUAUAUGGUGCCACUGACGUUGGUCUAUUUUGCUGAAUAUUUGAUCAACCAGGGAUUGUAUGAAUUAGUGAACUUUGAAGACAUCUGGCUUACUAAUGAUGAGCAGUAUGAGUGGUACCAGAUGGACUACCAGCUGGGGGUGUUUAUUUCACGGUCCUCGGGCAGUGUUCUUCCCAUCAACAGACUCUGGAUACUCCCCAUACUACAGUUCGUAAACCUGGGUGUAUUUACCUCAGACGCUAUACUUCGUUACAUGCCCAGCAUCUGGAUCGUUCUGAUGCUGAUUUUCUGGGAGGGACUGUUAGGUGGCGCCGCCUAUGUUAAUACAUUCCGUAAAAUCAGAGAAGAGAUCCCUGCAGACCAUCGGGAGUUCAGUCUGGGCGUGGCGUCCCUGGGGGAUGCUCUGGGGAUAGCUGUGGCUGGGAUGGUUUCUAUUCCACUCCAUGUCGUACUAUGUGAUAAUGUGUAGGUGAAGGCAUCUGCAGAUGCUUCUUCUGGGUCCCACUUCAACAUUUCAUAGAAAAUAUCUUGCAUUUGAUUUUACUGCCUUUCAUCAUACAGCUGCUUUAUGAAAGAAAAAUGUAUUCCAUUUUUGAAUUAUAUUUAAUCAUCUUUAACCAGAUGAAUGUUAUAUUACUUAAAAUAACACCU